Molecule: messenger RNA, 1400 nt
Organism: Populus nigra (black poplar)
Lineage: Eukaryota; Viridiplantae; Streptophyta; Magnoliopsida; Malpighiales; Salicaceae
Product: protein rough sheath 2-like
Exons: 2
Coding region: 477-1400 (307 amino acids)
Source: RefSeq, a predicted model, not a curated record
UCUAACUGUAAUUUUGAAGAUUUUUGAUUUUUUUUACAUUAAGAUUUUAAUAUACGAGAAACAACACAUUUCAGAACUGACACAAAAUUAAUAGUUGCCACAUGCUGCUACUCAUCAGUCAUAGCACCCAACACAACGAGAGUGGUUGUCAAGCUCUCCAUAACGCGUUAGAGUACAUAUGUCCUAUCACCUAAUGUAUUAUCCCAUCAUCAAUCCUUUCUUUUGGCUCCUUCAUGCCUCCCCUCCUUCCCUCUCUUGUAACCUUACUCCAUGGUUUGUAGUCUGUUCUACUCUUGCAAGCGCCACGGUCCACUUUGCCAUAAAACUGAAAGAAAAAAAAACAAAACCAAGUUGCUAGCUUGCUACGACCAUAAACACAGAGACAAGGCACACUAGACAGGGAGCAACACUAGCCCAGAUGGCAUUAAAGGAUCCUUAAAUGAUCCCAACUUCAUAUAACCAACAGGAAUGAUGAGAUGAAGGAGAGACAACGUUGGCAACCAGAAGAAGAUGCUAUCCUAAGAGCCUAUGUUAAGCAAUAUGGUCCGAAAGAAUGGAAUCUCAUCUCUCAACGUGUGGAAGCUAGUGGCAAAACCCUUAACAGAGACCCAAAAUCCUGCCUUGAACGCUGGAAAAACUACCUCAAACCAGGCAUCAAGAAGGGAUGUCUGACCCCAGAAGAGCAAGCCCUUGUCAUUUCUCUCCAGGCCAAGUACGGUAACAAGUGGAAAAAGAUUGCUAGUGAAGUCCCUGGCCGUACAGCAAAGAGGCUUAGCAAGUGGUGGGAGGUUUUUAAAGAGAAGCAAUCAAAGUCCAAGUCUUUAUUGCACCAUCACCAUAAUACACAAUACUCCAAUCAGCACCACCAACGAGAAGGGAAUAUUCCGGCCACCGGAGAUAAAACUUCUCCCCAAGGAAAAUACGACCACAUCUUGGAGACCUUUGCUGAGAAGUACGUGCAACCGAAGAUCCUCAACCAGGUUCCAUCUUUUCCCUGUACUUUAUCCGCUAUGAUGCCUCCCAUGCCCGACCCUGACCCGGUUCUCUCCCUCGGGUCUGCUUGGAUGAACCCCGUUUCAAACUUGUCAUCUUCAACUAGCACCACAGUUUCAGCCACACCAUCCCCAUCAGUGAGCUUGUCAUUAUCUCCUUCUGAUCCGGGGUUUGACCCGAUCUCGACCCGGAUCAUACCGGGUCAGCAAAUGGGUACUUUGGUUCAGUAUUGCAAGGAGCUCGAGGAGGGGAGGCAAAACUGGCUGCAGCAUAAGAAGGAGGCAACAUGGAGGCUUAGUAGACUAGAGCAGCAGUUAGAGUCAGAGAAAGCAAGGAAGAGAAGGGAGAAAAUGGAGGAGAUCGAGGCAAAGAUAAGGUGUUUGAGAGAGGAAGAGAUCGCUUUUUAA